This is a messenger RNA of Physcomitrium patens, 1373 nucleotides long. RefSeq lists its product as uncharacterized. The record is from RefSeq and is a predicted model, not a curated record. NCBI's taxonomy places the organism in Eukaryota, Viridiplantae, Streptophyta, Bryopsida, Funariales, Funariaceae.
GCAAAGUUGGAAGUCAGGAUCAAGCUAAUUAACAUAUGUGGACUGAUAGUGCUUGUUGCAAAGCCUGUUCGGGUGUGUGGGGAUCAGAAUUCCAAGUGGGGUUCAGUCCCAACAGGUUGAAAUGACUCAACAGUUUUUCAUAGACUUGAAUCCCUUGGACUUGACUGUCCGAGAUUGGAACCAAACAGGCCAUGGCAACCUUUGAAACAGUCAUGGGGAGGAUUCGUGACUCUUGGACAUCAAGAGUGAUCUCAGGGUUUGGGUCUUCCUCUGGGAAAGAACACAAAUUGCUGCAAUAAGCUUCAUCAACCUUCAUGCCAACAACCUGGAAUGGCGUCAGAGAUUUUUGUGUUCCUUUUAGAUGCUGUUUACAGGAAAGUUUACCACGAAACAGAUUUCGUGUACUAACUGAACGUCUCCGAAUGGCCUGUAAAAAGCAUGCAUAAGUUGUUGCUACUCACUUGAUAGUAAAAGUUGCUUAAAACAUUUGACAUACAAAACAAUAGAAACGGAAUGCUUGUCAGUAUGAUCAAGCAAUGUGGUAAUAUACUUGGAUCGAAACCGGCACCGACUUCGUACACUUCAAAAGGUUUGACGAUGCUAGCCAAGAAAAGAAAAAGAGCGAGAAAACAGAGGGCAUACAAAUGUAGCCGAGCUAGACGAGCAUAUGUGCGGAGAAGAGCGUCAAAAACCACACCGAAGAAGCGCAGGCGCAGGCGGAGGCGAAAGACACGACUCAAUGCACGACGUGCACCCCAAGCUCGACUAACUCCUCGAUCUGAAUCAACUUCAGUGCAGGAUAGCGAUUCAGACUCUGAGAGUUCCUUCAAAAGGACACGCAAGAGUGCACCAAAAGAGAAAGCAGACAACGCGAGUGUUUCGAACAAGAGACCAUGCAGGCGCAGGGCACGAGAGAAAAACAAUGAAACCACAAAACAAUCAAUGUCUGAAUCUUUUCAGAAGUCGAUACCAGCAAGCAAAUACAUUUCUUUUGACGCUUACCAGGCUGCUGUUGAAAAGUGGAACUCGGAUAUGACACAAGCGCAAUUGGAGGCACAAGGCGUAGGAGGUGCAGCGUUUCCCCCUCCAGGAUCAAAAUCCUAGAGUUUCCAAAGCAGCUAUCAUCCCUGUGACAAAUCUCCUUGUCAGGAAGGAAACAUCACAAACCAUCGAGUAUUGAGCCCCGGGUUAAUUUUUCAGUCUUGAGUCGACUGAGUAGUGCAAAGAAAGCAGAGUUACUUGUACUAUGUAAACGAAACUUAUAGAAUUAUUUCUUGUGGACAUAUCUGAGCCAAAUGCUCAAAACUGUCAUGUAACAAAUCAGGAGAAAACUAUGAUGGGUGAAAUUGAAGAAAUCAUGAUAUCGUGAUGCA